Eruca vesicaria subsp. sativa (arugula) is the source of this 2543-nucleotide messenger RNA. Lineage: Eukaryota; Viridiplantae; Streptophyta; Magnoliopsida; Brassicales; Brassicaceae. The record is from the annotation of a GenBank genome assembly.
CAGAGAGAAAGAGAAGAAUGUGCAUAGGAGUGUUCUUAUGGCAAUCGCAUCCGCUUUACCCUUUUCUUCUCUUUCUGAAUAGAGAUGAAUAUCACUACAGGGAGACGGAGGCGCUGCGUUGGUGGGAAGACGGAGAGACGCUUGGAGGUAGAGACCUCGUUGGUGGCGGCACGUGGCUCGGUUGCAACAGGCAUGGACGUAUCGCUUUCCUCACCAAUUUCAGAGAGACCUCCUCCAUCCCCGAUGCUAAAUCCCGUGGACAUCUCCCUCUUCGUUUCUUGCAGAGCCAAAAGAGCCCUGUCGAGUUUGCAGAGGAGAUCGAAAAGGAGGUUUCUCUCUACAACGGCUUCAACCUCGUUGUCGCUCACGUCUUCUCCAAAUCCAUGAUUUACAUUACCAACCGGCCACGCGAUGGUGAAAAGCUCGUGACCCUAGUCUCUCCCGGGAUCCAUGUCCUUUCCAACGCCAACCUCGACUCUCCUUGGCCCAAGUGUCUCAGGUUGAAAGACGGUUUCAGUCAGCUUCUGACCCUAAACCAAGGUGGUGAGUUCCCCGUGAAGACUAUGAUGGAAGAAGUGAUGAUUGAUACUGUCAAGGACCAAGAACCCGAGCUGCCUCACGUUUACCCACCUGAAACGGAAUACCAUCUCAGCUCUAUCUUCGUCAACAUUCCUCGACCAGCUGGGAGUUAUGGGACCAGAAGCAUCUCUGCUCUCACCAUCAAGUCCCUUGGUGAGGUCUGUUUCUACGAGAAGCAUCUUGAUCAAGACGGUUCCUGGAAGGAGCACACUCAACACUUUGUCAUACAAAAUCAAAGCUUUACUUGACCCUGUCUGAUUACUUUACUCUGCUUGUAACUUGCCAUUUACUAUAUCAGACAAAUCCUAAAACUUUUACAUUUGUAAUUUGUGCAUGUGUCUACAUAAUACAGAGAACAGAGCUCAUGUCUUUUUAUUCCAAUCAUCAUCAACAUACAAAUACAAUCACAGAUCCGAUACUCUUAUACCACAACCCCAUACAUUUAUAAUCGCACACUUCACACGUAACUGAACACAAAGUGAAAAACCUCUCACACAUUACACUUUGACCGAGAAGAUCUCACUCAGGGAACUCCAAGUUCCCGACACAGCAAGAACUACGCCCAGUCCCACUAUCGCCAUAUCCAGGCUCCAUUGCUUCCACCCCAUCUCUUCCUUAAACACCAGCAAAUGAAACAAAGCAGGUAACACAAACCCUAAGAUGCAGCAAGUGCUGCUCCCCACCAAUGACAAAAAAUCUGUAAAAUUUGGCACAAAGAGAGCCACCAAAGUCACAAUCAAGACUAGCAGCCAUCUUAGCCACGCAGAGUACAUCCCACCCGAGAACCGCCUCUCCACUAUUUCAAAUACUGGGUUCAUCAUCAAGGGGAAGGUGAAGAAAAGGUUGAUGCAGAGUCCAAGCUGAACAAUAGUGCUGAUAAGUCCUGCCCCCAAGUUACCGGUGAUGAUGUCCAUUGUGUCCUCACCAAAUGCCAAGUAACCUAAGAAACCAAAGGCUAUGUAUAUCAUAGAGAUGAACCCCAUGCCGAGUGCCAAGACUUUGCCAAACUUGUCCUUGUCUUUCAUCUCAGAUUCAAGAGGCAAGACCAUUCCAACACCUUCAAAGGAAUAAACAGCAACGCCCAUGCCAUAGAAGAAGAGUGACAUACCACCAAAGGCAACCACGUCAGGCCUUUGCUUGAGAAUAAUCAUGGAAUCCUCAACAAUGACCACAGCCAUAGCUGCAAGAUCAACAACGUCGGCGAAGAUACUAAGAGGAGCCAAGUGAGUGAGGGUCUUGAUGGAGUUAAGGCCAAGCUGGAAGGGAAAGCAUCCCCAGAUGUAGAGACUCUUAGAGGAGACUCCCAGGAAAUCAGAGCCGAGGCGUGUCAUCUGAUGCCUGAGACUGGUGGGGGAAUCAGGAUCGAAGAGAUUAGAUAGAGUAGUGCCGAUGAAGAUAAGAUAUCCGACACAAAAGCCAGCUUGAGACAAAAUUAUAAAGAGGUCAACGACGAGCCUCCCAAGGGAGCCGCAGACGGCAAAGCCAAGGUCACCGAAAGAGCCGAUCUUGGAGAAACCGCCGUUGAAAGAGUCAAGCUUGCGGCGGGUAUAAACGAGAAGCAUCAUACAGUGAUGGGUCAAAACAGAGACGGAGACGAGAAGGAGGACACCCAUGAGCCAGCCGGUGCGCUUGAAGGCGUAAGGAAGACCAAGAACACCAGCGCCGACGACAGCAAUGAAGACGUUGGCGAAGGUCUUGAACUGGCUGGAGAGAGGAGGACCCUUGCCGAGAAGAGGUGUGUCCUCCCUAGGAAGAGGAGGAGAAGGUGGCAUUUUAAUGGAACAAGAAGAGGAGGAGCUAGAAGCCUGUUGCUUGGCUAAACCCAUCUGAUCAAUGGAAAGCUUUCGUCUUUCACCAAGGGGAGAGAGAUGAAUCUGAAUCAAGCAAAGGAGAUAGCAAAGAUGAGAUGGACGACAGGAUGGAAGAAGAAAAGUCGAAGAUGAUGAUAAUUGGAUGAAUUGCGU